Molecule: messenger RNA, 814 nt
Organism: Bactrocera oleae (olive fruit fly)
Lineage: Eukaryota; Metazoa; Arthropoda; Insecta; Diptera; Tephritidae
Source: RefSeq, a predicted model, not a curated record
GUGGUUCGCUGGUCGAGAGCGUUUAUUUCAUGCCGUCGGAUGCUUUCGACAUUGAAGCGUUGGCGGUUGUUCGCGGAUUGCUCAUCAGUGCUUGCCAAUAUUGUUUUGCGGCAGUGCAGGCACAUUCUUGCAAUUGAUGUAUUGAGGCCUGAUGUAUAUUUGUAUAUAGUACAUUGUGUCUGUGGAAGUGACUGACAGCGAAGCAAACGAGCGACGGUCAACAAAAGUGACCAAAUAUUCAAGUAACUGUGAAACGCCAAUAAAAACAAGUGGUUGCGGCUGCUCGCUGGUGCUCAGCGGCUUGCUCGCUGCGCUGGUUGGAUUUAGUAUAGAACGAAGCGUGCUCACAGUCGCAAGUAUUUACAAACAAUCGUGUUUUUUCGUCACUGUUUCGAUUGUAGAGCGAAUAUAUUUGCCGCCAUCCAGUUAUGGUUCAGCCACAACAAAGGCUGCCCAUCGUUCCGCCGCCAACUUACUUUGCUGUAGGUCCCCAGCCGCAUGAGGUAACCUGUCCCUACUGUAAAGCAACGGCUAAGACCAUAAUGCAGCGACCAAUACUGCGCUGCUUCAGUCGACGUCAUUACUGUUCCGAGUGCGGUGAAUAUUUGGGCACAUAUCGGCGGCCGCAACUUUGAGUUCAAUUUUUGCCAUCUAUUGGAUUGUAAACAAACUAACUCCAUAUGUAUUAAUGUGUGUAAUUUUUAAAAUUUAUGCAUGUAUUUGCAUACUUUUAAGUUUUUCUCAAUAUUUAACACAGUUUUUUGACUAUACAUUGUAAAUCAUAACAAAUAAAUGUAAACAAAAAUUGCAUUUA